Messenger RNA from Ramularia collo-cygni, 1527 nucleotides. RefSeq lists its product as uncharacterized. The record is from RefSeq and is a predicted model, not a curated record. NCBI's taxonomy places the organism in Eukaryota, Fungi, Ascomycota, Dothideomycetes, Mycosphaerellales, Mycosphaerellaceae. Bases 1 to 1527 code for a protein of 508 amino acids. The transcript is spliced from 3 exons.
AUGGAUCGGUUCCAGUACGAUUCUCUUGUCGAUGGUCAAAUUCGACUGGUGGCCCUACAACCUGCACGAUCCUUCUACGAACCGCUGUACUGUACACUGACCACAGUGCACUUGGAGUUUGCGACCUACGAAGCUCUAUCUUACGUAUGGGGUCCUUCCCAAGAGCAGCAUACUCUUAUUUGUAACCGACAGUCGCUUAUUAUCACAUCCAACUUGAACGUCGCCCUUCGGUAUCUACGCCGUAAACGAGAACAGCGCGUGCUUUGGAUCGACGCAGUCUGCAUAGACCAGACUAACAACGCAGAAAAGGAGAUACAGAUACAGCUCAUGGGUCGAAUCUAUAGAGAGGCCCGUGCCUGCGUUGUCUGGCUUGGGGAAUCAGACAGAGAUAUCAAUAGACUCUUCAGAGCGUUGAAGGGUCCUAACCAUUUCUUCAGGUAUGACUGGGCACGUGACGGGUUGCUCUUCGGUGGUAUUGAGAAAAAAUGGACGCUCUAUCCUUUGCUCGUCAUACUCGGCGCCGGAACAGGAACCAUAGCUUUCAAGAAGCUCCGCGAACUCUCAUGGUUCACCAGAGUGUGGACAAUUCAGGAGCUGGCGCUCAACGCGUCGCCGAUGGCAAUGUAUGGGAGAAACACCCUGCGAUGGAGAACGCUCCUCCAUUUCUGGCUAAGCUACGAUGCGGCCACCCUCAUUGACUAUAAUAACUACAAUGUCCUGAUGUCCUGGACUGGGUCCCGAUAUGGGCUCGAAGCCAGCCACCUUAACUGGUUGCGUAGCUCACAAACUCGUACGAGCCUGGCUCUCAAACUCCAGUUGAUGUCGCAUGUCCAGGCCGCGAAGGUGUGGGACCUUAAAGACAAGGUCUUUGGCGUUUCUGCAAUGCUCGAAAUGAUCGGUUGGCAGCCGCCACCCCCAGAUUAUGCACGUAGCCUAGAGGAUCUUUACGUUGCUGCUUCUUGGGCCUGGGCCCGGUUUUUCCCAGACCUGGUCUGGAUCGGCAUGGCUACGAGGAGGCAUUCCGCUCUUGAUCUUCCUUCUUGGGUUAUUGACUGGUCUCAGGCGACUGGAAACGAGUCUGCAUUCUUUACCCACUUCCUCGGUGAUUGGGUUUUGAACCACGCGUUCGCAACGAGACAUACCCAACCCAGUAUCUCUAAUGAACAGGAGGCUGCAAACUUUCGACAGCUUUGUCUAAAGGGCUAUGUGGUGGCCAGAGUGCAUGGCUGCGCUGAGUCUGUUCCGAACUUACGUCACUCUGGAACUGCCUGGGACGGAGCACUAAGAGACCCAUUAGUAUUUAGAGAUGGUUUCGUCGGGCUGAGGUACUACAUUCCUUUAGGCUUCCUUUCCUCUAAGCUUUCCCGCAUACCGCACGAGUCUAGGGAGAAUUUCGUUGCAUGGAUGCGACUUUUGCGCAGUUCAUACCCAUCCCGAGAGACACUAGAUAAGGCGCUUGAUUCAUUAAUUACAUUGCUCCACCCGGUUGUCUUAGUGUGCUUGUUAGUGUGGUUACCGGUUAGCUAA